This is a messenger RNA of Ilyonectria robusta, 2255 nucleotides long. Its product is annotated as amidase signature domain-containing protein. Bases 1 to 2073 code for a protein of 690 amino acids. The transcript has a single exon. The record is from RefSeq and is a predicted model, not a curated record. NCBI's taxonomy places the organism in Eukaryota, Fungi, Ascomycota, Sordariomycetes, Hypocreales, Nectriaceae.
AUGGCCGAACUUAACCUCGUUGAGGCUUCCAUUGAAGACUUGCAAAAUGCCUUGACUUCGGGCUCUGUGACGAGUGUCGAACUGGUCGCUCGUUAUCUUCGUCGCAUUAGUGCAUAUGAUUGCCGAAAUACUGCUCUCAAUGCUAUUCCUGUCAUGAACAAGGCCAUCUUUGACGAGGCCCAGCAAUCCGACGAUCGGCGGGCUUCCGGCGCGCCUCUGAGACCUUUGGAGGGCAUUCCCUUUACCAUCAAGGACAGCUUCAAGGUCAAGGGAAUGGCGGCAGCCGCGGGAUCUCCGGCGUUUAAAGACCUCAUCGCCAACGAGGAUGCCUUCUUGGUGAAGACGGUCCGAGAUGCUGGCGCUAUCCUGGUCGGACGCACUAACAUGCCCGCUGUGGCAUGCGGCGGUAUGCAGAGGGGCAUAUGGGGGAGAGCUGAGAAUCCCUAUAACCCAGACUACCUUGCUGCGGCUUUUGCUUCGGGCUCCUCCAACGGAUCAGCUGUGUCUACGGCUGCAUCCUUUGCCGCCUUUGGCAUCGGUGCUGAGACCGUAUCUUCUGGUCGCUCCCCUGCAUCGAACAACGCAUUAGUCGCAUACACCCCCUCAAGAGGGUUUCUUUCCCUCCGUGGAAACUGGCCGCCGUAUCCUACUUGCGAUGUCCCGGUUCCACAAACGAGAACUAUGAGGGAUAUGCUGUGUCUGCUGGAUGUUAUUACGGCUGAGGACCCCGUGAAAGAGGGCGAGUUUUGGCGCGAGCAGACUUUUACAAUGCUACCGGAACCAUGGCAGGAUAAGCCCAAGUCAUUCAAGGAAAUCUCUUCGUCCAAAUCCUUGUCGGGUCUGCGCAUCGCAGUCCCCGAGAUGUUCAUUGGCGGGCCCGCGCCAGAGGGGGCAAGACAAGUGGAAACAAGUCCGGCAGUUAUCAAGCUAUGGGAACAAGCACGAAAAGACCUUGAAGCUCUUGGUGCUGAAAUUGUUCUGGUGCCUGAUUUUCCCCCAAUGACGGCAUACGAGAACGACGACCUAUUGCCCGAGGGUUGCCCCAGACGACCGCAUGACUGGAAUGCAGUGGAGAGAGGUCCAUUAAUUGCGCAUGCCUGGAACGACUUCUUGAAGGGCUUCGGUGACUCCGAAUUGCCUGACAUCUUCGCCGUUGACCCGUUCAACAUUUACCCUGAGUCCCUUCGGACAGAACCUGAGUUGAAGCACUUUGAGAAGGCCAAUGCCAUCCAGUACCAUAAGCUGGCAGACUAUGUUCGCAACACGACCUUCUAUGAAGUAGAAGGGCUCGAGGAAGCUGUUAAGGGCCUAGAAGGAAUGCGUAAGGUGCUUCUUGAAGACUGGUUGACUUGCUUGGGCUGUGAUUGCGUUGCCUUCCCUGCGGCGGGCGACGUAGGCCCUGCAAACGCAGACUCGAGUUUCGAAGGCGCGGCACUGGCGUGGAGAAACGGCACCUAUUACAGCAAUGGGAAUAGGGCAAUGCGCCAUCUAGGAAUCCCCUCGAUGUCGGUACCGAUGGGCAUUAUGAGCGACAAGGGUGUUCCGGUAAACCUUACGCUUGCCGGUCGAGCGUACGACGAUGUGAAGUUGCUGGAGUGGGCAAACGCAUUCGAAGCGAAGACAAAGCAUCGUGUUCCUCCACCGAAUACCCCUGCUCUUGACUCUGAUGUCAUCCCAUUGAUCCCAGAGCGCUCAUCUAGGGCACUUCAUCCUAAGUUGAACAUUGAGAAGUUUGAAGCAAUCCCGGAGAAUGAUAUGGCUAGGUCAUCACUCCGAGUCAAUGUCCAGGGUCUGGUAACAGUGCCAGCUCCAGCUUUUGGUUUGCCAGAGCUGGAUAUCAUGAUUGAUGGUACUGCCAUUCCUGUAGAGAAUAUCGCGGUCGAAACACUAUCACAAACAGCGGCGGGCGAAGUCCAAUUCUUGUUCAAGGCUCAAGCGGUGACAUUGAAACCCAUCGAGAGGGAAGGACUGGAACGAACGAGGGCUCCUGUGGCUCGUGACAUGACGAUGGGUGUUGUUUUGGCUAAGGCUACUAAAGGUGGACAGCCUGCAGGUUGGCUUGGGUUGAUUUAAGGAAAUUGUUAAGGAACUGUUUAAGUCGGUGUCAAUUCCCCAACCCGAUCCAUGGCGAGGGAAACAAAAUGCGGCAAUUAGUUAACACGAUGGAAAUGUAAACCAGUGCUGCAUAAAUUGUUAAUGGCCAUGUUCUUUAUAUUGUUCCAUGCUUUGUACCGCACUAACAUUUCCUCUCCAAC